Messenger RNA from Phyllotreta striolata, 760 nucleotides. The record is from the annotation of a GenBank genome assembly. NCBI's taxonomy places the organism in Eukaryota, Metazoa, Arthropoda, Insecta, Coleoptera, Chrysomelidae.
GACAAAUUUAUGGUGUUACAAUGUGCUUGUUCGAAUCGUUUUUCGAGCCGAAAAUAUGCGAAUCCGUGUUUCUGGAUCCCGUGGAUCGGGCGGCUUUAACCAGAGCUCAAAAUCCAACCAGCCGUCCGAUAGAAAUCGAAAUCAAAUUUCCCAAGAGGCUGAAGAAAUUAACGGGGCAAACGUCGUCUCUGUCCCAACCGAAGAGAGUUUUCGUGAUCAUGGAACCGUCGGAGACAGCCAGAAAUGUCUCUAAUGCUCAACCAUUACCGUCGUCUUCGAUCAGCUUGAGAAUACCGAAGAAUCGAGGUUCGUUCGACCAGGAGCCCAAUAAAAUAUGCACCGGUAUCGACGUAAACAACCAAAUUGACUCAGACAAUAAUAAGAAAUUCAAAAACGGAUCCAACGGAGCGGAAGAGUCUGCGAAAAACACUUCGUACUCGGAAUUUUCGGAUGAAAGUCUGUCCAAAUCGUCGAGAAUUUUUCGACAAAAUAAACAGAAGGCUUCAUGAACUUGUGUUACUUUAUCAUUAAAUGUGGUGGUUAUAGUGGGUUCUCCAAUAUAAUCUAAAUUAGUGAAGUUCUUAUAAGAGCCACUGUGAUGGCUAUUCCUUUAAUUAUAUCCUUAGAAAAUUCUUGAAUUAAAUAACUUAUGUUUUGGGUUGUCCCAGUGGCUAUAUCCGAUCCCCCUUAAUGUGACCGAACGAAAUCUUUUAAUACAGUAAACUUGGAAUACCAUAAAUUUAUUAAACGACUGCUUGUU